Molecule: messenger RNA, 25979 nt
Organism: Pelobates cultripes (western spadefoot toad)
Lineage: Eukaryota; Metazoa; Chordata; Amphibia; Anura; Pelobatidae
Source: the annotation of a GenBank genome assembly
AUGAGCACCCAGGGGCCGACUACCGACAAAGGUCCAAGAACUGGUCUCACGUGCCAGGAAAAUUAUGCCUGUGCUGGUAAUGAUGAGGCUGUGUUUGAGUGUGAUGAGUGCAAUACUGUCCAAUGUCAACGUUGUGAAGAAGUAUUGCAUAAACAAGAAAGACUUCAGAAUCAUGAGCGUACUCGUAUAUCCCUUGGCUAUGUCCCUUUGUGCGCUGUUUGCAAAGGAGCCAAUCCCAGUACCAUGCAGAACAGCACAAAAGAUGCUAAGCAGCGGGCUGCAGUUAGAUGUCUUUCCUGUAAGAUUAACCUCUGUGCCGAAUGUCAAAAGAAUACCCACUCUAGCGGAAACAAGAGAAAGCAUCCUCUGUCCGUCUACCAAGCCUUGAAGAGUCCAGUGCAACAAGAAGUUAAAGGGGACGAGGAGAACCUCAAAAAGAAAAUGACCGAGAAUGCUGUCAGUUUUCUUCUUGUAGAUGAAACGGAACAGAUUCAGGUAUGCUUAUUUUGGAAUCCAUUUUGUUGACCUAAAUAUAGAGAUUUGAAUUGUUGAGCAACGUAUAGGAUGUUCUAAUGUGUUUUUAGUUUCACGUAAUCUGAGAAAAAACAAAAACCCAUAUCCGUUUUCAUAUGUGAGUAUUUUGGCUACUGGUGUCUUUUUAUUCUGGUUGACAUGUUUUAACCUAUUCUGGUCGAGUGAUAUUUCUAGAUAGCCAUAACAUGUGAAUUGACGAUUAAUGGUUCUAAAUAAGUUUAAUCAUUUUUAUCCCCCACUCCCAUGUUUACAUUUUGAUUUGUUGUAUAGCUUAGAAAAGGAAAGAGAGCAGCAAGUUUGGUAGACGGUCAAGUAGGAUUCUGGUGGAAAUCCAUCCGGAAGCACUAGGGACCAAUAUUAAGCCCAUGCUAUCUGUAAGGCAUCGUGUCCUAUAAUCCGUAUUGUUUUGUGAAACUGUAGAUCAACUUGACCAGCCUCUUUCCCGAUUGUCCACAGGGUUCCCUUAAAUAGGCACUUGUGGCCCAACAUUACUCUUCUAUAUAACGCAGCCAUAGCCCAUCCAAGCAGGUCACAUGAGCCUCAGCCACCUCACUCCAUGCAAGCCACUGAGCUGCUACAGUUGAUAUCCAGCCCUUCAGCCAGUCUGGGGACCUGAUGUCCCCCGCACAACAGGGCUCAUAAAACAGUGUGCUUCUCUACACCCCCCUUCCCCUCCCCCCCCUUGCUUAAAUUGGAGGUAAUGGUGAAUUGAGUCUGUCAAAAAGGAUGCAGGGAAAUGCAGCAGCAAGCCAACGACCCUAGAAUCAAGUAUCGGCCUCCAAACAAGUCUUGUGUUCCUUUCCUCAGUGGCUUUAAGCUGCAAACCUAAUGGCGGCAGGGCAAACCUGAGUACAGUUGUGAUGGAUAUGCAAAGUCUGAUAGGACAACAUGGGAGUGGGUCCCUGCUGGGCAGGGGUGAGCGAUGUGUCUGCAUUUAUUCUGGUGGGCAUCAGAUAACAGAUUAAUAACAAAGCCAUAUUAAAUAAUAGUGGUGGAUUUAGGGCAUCAUUCCCAAGUCAGAAUGACCACAUUUUGUAUUCUAAAGCGAUCUGGACUGUAAGAGCUUUUGGACCGUACAUGGUGUAGUAGUCUUUAAAUUCUGUUGUUAUGAUUUCAUUUUGUAUACUGAACAUGAUCUCAAUACAAGAAAGGAUGGUGUAUAAUUCAGGAUUGAUAAAUUCUGAGCGUUAAGACCUGCAGCUGUGGAAAAUAGCCUCUGAACAGCAUUUGAUAUGUUUUUACAUGAAAUAUCUUGUUUAUAUUCUAUUGAAUAUAGCCUUGUGUACAGUUGUGUAACCUUUUUUUUUUUUUUUCUCACUGCUUAAGUUCUGUAAAAUAUCUCUUUGCGAAUCUUUUAUUUGAAAUAAUUUUUAUGAAACUAUGAUCAACCGAUUUCAUAACACAAUCGAAUAGCAGUGUUAUUGUAAUUAGAUUGGGGUUUUCUCAGUAUGAUCCGAUUCCAAAUUUUUUUUGUUUGACAUUAUAAAUUUUUUUUAUUAUUUUGCAUCCAAAUUAUGAGGGUUAGUAAAUAAACAAAAUAAUGUAGUAAUAAAGAUCCAACUAUAUAGAAAAGGAGAAAAAGAAUAAAAAAUAAAAUUCAAAGUGUGACUGUGUAUUGGAGCUAUCAGGGGAAAGGAUAUAUGAGCGAACUUGGGAGGGGUGCUAAUACUGGAGAGGGUUGUUCUUACAUGACAUUAUCUUCCUUUCUAUAUUUGUUUUUUGUAUUUCUUGUCCUAAAGAACUUCAUUGAAAUAUUUAGGGAGUUGUUUGUUUGUGUCUUUUUUGUGAAAUAGAUCUUUAUUGAUACAGCAACUGUGUAUAAUACUGAAUUUCCUACACAAAGGAAAAGUAAUAUUAGAAUCCGUAUAAUCCCAUAACAAUAGAUUAUGAUGACAUAUUAGCCCCGAAUCAUCGGGCCGUAUCCAGUCUGACCUUCAUCUUUGUGGUCUGUUGACUAGGAACCUAUUUAGUUUUGUUUGUCUUUUCAAUGUCUGUUUUCACCUUUAUUUUAAGGUCACGGAUGAGGAUGAAUUCUUGAAGAAACUGGACUGCAAUCCAGAUGACUUGCUGAAAGUUGUCUCCAUUUUUGGAAACACUGGUGAUGGCAAGUCUCAUACCCUCAAUCAUACUUUCUUCUACGGUCGCGAAGUAUUCAAGACUUCUCCUGCCCAAGAGUCAUGCACAGUGGGUGUGUGGGCAGCCUUUGACCCUGUGCACAAGGUGGUGGUGAUCGAUACUGAAGGUCUGCUUGGGACAAAUGUCAAUCUGAGUCAGAGAAUACGUUUGUUACUCAAAGUGUUGGCCAUUUCAGAUCUGGUUAUCUACCGAACUCAUGCAGAUCGUCUGCACAAUGAUCUCUUCAAGUUUCUUGGUGAUGCCUCAGAAGCCUACUUGAAACACUUUACAAAGGAGUUAAAAGCCACUACUGCAAGAUGUGGGUUAGAUGUGCCACUGUCCAUGUUGGGGCCUGGAGUCAUAAUUUUUCAUGAGACUGUUCAUACCAAGCUGCUGGGGUCAGGUGAGUCUUGAGACCACUAUUUUAUAUUUUUCCAGUUCUGUUGUGUUUUUUUUUUUUUUUUUAAUUCUAUUUGAUUAUGUUGUAGAAAAGUGCAGAACAAAUCUUGUGCAAUCUGAUGUAGCUGGAUGUGUAUCUACUCAGCUGUUUAUAACAUGAUUCAAGGCUGUCUCCUGUCCAUGUCGAAUUGCCCAUAGUUGCUUAUAACUUAUAGGAACACUCCGGGAGCCAUAACAAUUUUAAUUGAAAUUAAGUUGUAAAGGUUGAACUGUUCAUGAAUGGUUUUACCCUAAAGAGUGUCCUAACCAUAAAGACACAGUUUUUGUCUGGUGUCUCAAUUUGGGAUCGAAGAAGCAGGUGCACCGCUGAUUUAGCUUCGAGCGGUCAGCCACUGCUCUACGUUAUCAUUGGCUUCCCGUUCAAAAAAAUAAAAAGUAAAUACCGUUUAUACGAAUGGGGAGCUACUGAUUGGCUUAGAGCAUUAGCUGACCGCUCUUGGACAAUCAAAGGAGCCGGUGGCUGUCCCUACUUUUUAUCCUAAUUUGAGACACCGGAUGUCUUUGGGAACAGCUAGGAAUGGUGCUAGAUUGCACGUUCUGUGUUAAACCGUUUAUGAACAGAUUAACCAUUUGAGGUAAGGCAGCUCUUGGCAUCAUACCAACUUAAUUUCAAUAAUACUGUUAUUGUCCUCAAAGUAGUCCUCUUUUAAAGAAUAUGUAAAAACAGGUGCAACUAUAGCCUGCCCCUUUCUCCUAGACCUCAGAUAUAUAAUCUAAUGUAGGGCACACAGUGUGCACCUGAUGCUUGACUCUUGCGCCUUCCAGUGGAGCUUUGUACUAAAUACAGAACUGUGGCUAUGGAUGAGUGUGAGAACCAUCUGCACUGCCCUUUCCACAAAUGUGCUCAGACUCUUCUACAAAACUUUGAAUGAAGGUGUCUGUAAACUGGUAGUUGCAGUGUGGCUGCUGUUGUAGUAUUCAGCGGUUCCACUCAUUCUAUGUUAUGAAUGAUCUCACAGCCCCGGGGCUGAACUCAAUAGGCGUACAAUCAUUAUAUCAUAUGUUAAUUCAUUAUUGUGUCCUUGUGGGAAGGGAGCAUUCCAUUUAUACCAUUAGUUUAGAGUGAAUCCGAUUGGAGACAAUGAAUUAGAUUUAUUAGCUGGUUUGGAAAACCUAAAAGUAAACACCAUGUGGUGUUUGGUUGCUCCACGUGCAGAGCAGCCCCUGCAUGAUCUGCCUUCUGGCAAGGCUUCCUGAUCUUUUUGGCAACCUUGCGACACAUACAGGAGUCCUUGGAAAAUACAGGACCCUAUAAGUGCAGGCUUUUUAUAGCCGUGACAGGUCAUAUUAUUGGGACACAUCAUCUGCUCUUUACAGGUCACACCCCCUUGUGUGAUUUGGUGCAGGGUGAUGAUGCUGUCCAAUAAGAUUUUUGUUCUCCCUAUUUAAACUUUUCCUGUUUCUGGAGAUCAUUGCCCUGUCGUGGUUUAUUCUGCCCGAGAGUGCUUACUGUGAAGUAGUUUUGGUUUUCUCAUUACUGACCCGGCUUUGUAUGACUUUGCUGAUUUCUGGUUCCCUGACUUCGGCUUAUUUUGUUGAGUAUCUCUGUUGUCCUUGACCUUGGCUUCCUGUUUUGACUCUGUAUUUUUCAUCUAGUGCACACGUUAACACGGCCAUUCUAAGGUCCGGUACACGUACCUUCUCUCUUUUUAUUCAAUUAUUCUGGUUACUGUUUCCCUAUAGUGUGUUACCCAAUCUUGACAAGUGAUCACUGAUCCCAAAGAUGUUCAGACUGUUUAAAUACAGAAAGGGCCAAAAGUGUUCCGUCUAUAUGGCCUUACUAAGAGAAGCAGAGUAUGUCCAGUAGGGCUUGCCUUGGAGUUAAGUGUCUGGGUCUGCUGGGGAGUACAAAUUACUUCCUAACUGACCUACAAGCUAUAUAGGUUUAAUUGGGGUGCACUUUACCUUUUAUUCAUGUUUCUAAGGCUUGACAAUUGUCCGCAUUCUUCCAUCCUGUUCUACCCCAUGGAACCAAGGAGACACCCUAAGGGAAAGACGUGAUGGAGGCGAAGGAGCAAUGCGUACUGGGACUAAGAAGAAGAGGGCUACAGGAAGAAUUAAAAAGCUGGCAGUAGUCCUUGGAGUGCCUGAUGUUUAAUAAUGUUCUGUGAUCUACAAUUCUCAUGAUCCACAUAGUCCUGAUUUGGCAUCAUGGAAAUUGCAGUUCACAAACUUAUGCAGUGCUCUGUCUUUAAAGAUUUGGAUUUUUUUUUUUUACUGAAAUUCACAUUUCUCUGUUAGAUUAAAGGCUUCAUUGAGCACUAUACAACGGGUGGGGAGGAAGUGUCAUUCCUAGUUUCACACCAUGGGCUUGUAGGCAUCAGUUCAACCCAGAUGUCCAAUCCCCUGCAUUAACCUUUCCACAACCCCCUGGAAAUCUGGUUACUACUUGUGUGCUGAAAUUGUUACACCAGAGAAAUUGCGUCAUCUACUCAGUUGGUUAUGGCAUUUAAGGUGUAAACUAGUAUUUCAUUUGUGACUCAUUUGGUGUGUGUGUGUGUGUAUAUAUAUAUUUAUUUUACAUUUGGUUUUCUUUGGACUGCUGUACUCUUUCAAACACAGACAUAGGUCAAUAAAAUGUGUUUAAGUUGGGAAUUAAUAACCUGUUACAUUUUCCCCACUUUAUUCUCUGGUUUUUUUAGAUCUGUUUAUAGGCGUUCUCUUAUUUGAGGAGUGAUUGUUUGUUCAUUCUUCAGCCAUCAAAAAUCUACCUUCUCAAAAGCCAACAAAUGUAAACAGGGAGGGUAUCUGAAACUACAUAACUCAAUAAUGAGACAUCUCUUCAUGUCAGAGUAUUGUUAUCCUCCGAGGAUGCCACGUGCCAUACUUCUUCAAUUUGAAAUCAUAAUUACACUCUAUCUGUAUCGCGCUUGGAUAAAUAAUUGCUUAUUGUCAUCUGCUGUCACAUCCUGAGGAAUUAAAAAUUGUGAUACAGUUCUAAGGCCUCAAAUAAAAAAAAUAAAAAAAAUAAAAAAUAAAAAAAAAUAAAAAUAAAUAUAUAUAUAUAUAUAAAAUAUAUAUUAAUUAUUUAUUUUUAACUUUUGGUAGUUUUUCCAAAUGAUUUUAAAAAUAUAUCCAAUAUUUAAAAAAAAAAAAAAAACUUUUAUAUAUAUUUUAUCUAAAUAUUGAGUUAUAUAGUUGCAUAGGCUGAAAAGAGACGUGUCCAUCAAGUUCAGCCUUCCUCACUUUUUUUUUGCUGUUGAUCCAAAAGCAGGCAAAAAAAAAACCAGUUUGAAGCACUUCAAUUUUGCAACAAAUCAGCAAGGAAAUUCCCUCUUGACCCCAGAAUGGCAGUCAGAUUUAUCCUUGGAUCAAGAAGCUAUUACCCUACAAAAAUUUAUAUCCUUGAAUAUUCUGUUUUUGCAAGUAUGCAUCUAGUUGAAGUUUGAACAUCUGUACGGACUCUGAUAAAACCACUUCUUCAGGCAGAGAAUUCCACAUCCUUAUUGUUCUUACGGUAAAAAAACCCCAAACUUUCCUUUGCCUUAGACUAAAUCUUCUUUCUUCCAGUCUAAACGUAUGACCUUGUGAAAAGCGUUUUCAAAAAUAUGAAAUUGAGGCCUAUAAUGGCAAUUGACGCCAUGGGAAAACAUUCAACACUUGGCUUUCAAUUACAUCUACAUAAUGUGAAAGGGUCUUGUCAUUAGUAGAGAUGUCGCGAACCGUCUGCGAACUUCUCGCGAACGGUUCGCCGCGAACUCCGGUCAGCUGACACAUCCCGGCCAAUCUCCGGCAGACCCUCCUACUUCCUGGGCAGCAUCCACGUUGAAGGCAGCUUCAACAUGGAUGCUGUCCAGGAGGUGGGAGGGUCUGCCGGAGAUUGGCCGGGAUGUGUCAGCUGACCGGAGGUCGCCGUGAACCGCGGCGAACCGUUCGCGAGAAGUUCGCGGACGGUUCGCGACAUCUCUAGUCAUUAGUGUGUAACACACUAUGGCUGCCUUUGCACAGAGUGCUACCAAAGCUUUCUAAUAUCAGAAAUACCUGAACGAUCUUAAGCAGCUAGCACAGGCUUGUGUUUGACUUUAUGGUGAUGUCGGAGGGGAAACCUCCCCUCCACCCCCUAAAAAAAAAAAACCUAGGUCAACAGACCAGGGCCCAAAAUCGUGACUGUAUCACUGAACAUAGGGUUAUUACAGGUAUUUUAUUCCCUUAUUAAAGCAAUGAAACUUGCUUAGAUUCAGCUAUUAUUCUACUGGGAAUAUUUAAGAUCCUGUAUCUAUAAAGACCAUUUUAGGUAACACAGCUGGCUUAAAGGGUCAGUUUAAGCAACAUAACCGCUACAGUGAGCUGUAGUGUUUAUGGUGCCCACAGUAAGUAGUCAAAGCAUUUUUGAAAGGUUUGACACUUACCUGGGACCCCCGUGCAUCUCCGUCUGGUCUUCUCUCCACAUAUAGGCAGAGUGGAUUACUCUUCCGUUUUUACAUGUAUCCAUUUUGUCCCUGUUUUGGAUGGCAUCGUUCAACGAAUUCCGUACAAGAUAUAUAAUAGUGAUGUCACGAAUGUGGAUUUAACUUCCAGAGCACUGUACAUUGCUUCACGUUAAUGUUUAUGAUAACGAGUAUACCACAUUGUAACAUGCUCUUUCGUUGAUGCAGAGGUUGAGAAUAUUUCUUAAGUAACAUGUCCUGGAAUGUAUUGUGCUUUACGAUAAUGAUUAGAGUAAGUGGUUUAUGAAAGCAGUAUGGUUUCAAAUGAACCUCUUUUAAUUGCCCAUAAUAUAUCCCUGAAAAUGUCACUAAGGGAAAUCACUGCUUGCGGAAGGGGUGACAAGGGUUGUGUGAACCCGGCCCCCUUAAUAUCGGCAUACACAAAAAAAAAAAAAAUUCCACGGUUUCAUCAGUGCCAAGUUUGUACCGUAAAAAUGAAGAUUUUUGCGUUAUUACUGAUAAAAUGAAGGUCACCGAAGGUCACUCAGCCCACCUACAAUAUCCAAAAUGCACCAAGCCAGACUAUUUGGUUAGCGCUGCGUUUGUGCCAUUAACAUUUUUAUUUGUGCUGCUUUGUGUUUUUUUUUAUUAAAACCCGCCAUUUAUUUCGACUCUGUGUAAAGUUGACAUCCCAUGUUUUUAAAAGGUGAAUAAAACCAAAAUGAAUGUUUAUGCCAGUUUGGUUUUGGAGAUUUAAACAUUCUAUUUGAUCAAACCUUGCCCACUUUGCAAUUAAUGUUAUGACAUUUUAAAAGAAAAUAUACCAUUUGUUCGUGCUGCAUUUUUAUAAAGAUUGUAUGUGCCAGUUUUGUUUUUGGACAUAUUGCACAUUAUAUAUGGUUAAACUCUGCCCACUUUUCAAUACACAUUAUAAAAUUCUUUUUUUUAAAUUAAAUCUAAAAACAAAUAUACCAUUUAGUUUGUGUGGUUUAAAAAAAAUAAAAUAUAUAUCAGAAUUUAUAUAUAUUCAGAAUUGCAGAUUUGUAGCCAAUCCAAUGUUUUCCCAUAGGGAAAGCAUUGGAGUGGCUAAAAUCGGCUUAGGGGUGGGGCCAAACACCAUUUUGGCCAAUCAGCACCUUCUCAUAGAGAUGCAUUGGAUCAAUGCAUCUUUGAGGAAAUCUCUGUGUCCCCAUGCAGAGCGUGGGGACGCUGAACGGCAGAGCUGCCUACUGUACGCACUGAGCCAGGAAGCCCCUCCAGUGGCCAUUUAAGGAGUGGCCACUUGGAGGCGUCCCUAGGGGCAAUGUAAACACUGCCUUUUCUCUGAAAAGGCAGUGUUUGCAUGAAAAUGCCUGCAUAUAAUGAUUAUAUUCACCAGAACAACUACAUUAAUUUGUAGUUGUUCUGGUGACUAUAGUGUCCCUUAAGUUAAUAAAAGCAGCACAAAUCUUAAUUUUUCCAGCACAAACGUCGGGGAUCGGCUUCACCCGGUUGACGAAGGCUGAUUAACCCCUUAAGACCGCAGGGCGUUCUAUGCCGUCCUUAUUUAGAUGGCUCUAAACGCCGCAGGGCGGCAUAGAACGCCCUGAGAUCUUUUGUACUUCCCCGGUCGCCGGCGAUCCCAUUCUGGCGAUCGCUUACCUGGGAGUUCCUUCUCUUCGGCCCCCCUGGGCCAUGUGAUCGCGAGGUCCUUGCGAGGACCACGCGAUCACAUGGACGGCAUAGCCGUCCAAGGCAUUGCCAGCAGGGGGACUGCCUGUAAUGACAAGUACUCCCCCUGCUCCCUGGAAAUAAAAUUAAAAGAUGUUAAAACAGUGUAAAAUUAAAUAAUAUAUACUUAGAUCAUAUAUUUAAUAUAUAUAUGGCCAGUGUUUCUGACCAAGUGGCUACUAAAAAAGACUGGACAUACUCCAUUUGCAAUACCUUGGGUUGUCUACUUUUGCAAAUGGUAUGCCAUCAUGGGGGUUAUUCUUAUUCCUGGGCUACCAUAUGGUCUCAAAGGCAACGUAACCAAUCUGGCGAAUUUCAAUGUGAAAAAACUGAAAUAUGUAACACACUACAUUUGACCUUGUAACUUCCCAAAACACCAUAAAACCUGUACAUAGGGGGUAUGGUUUUACACGUGAGACAUCGCUGAAUACAAAUAUGUGUAUGUUACUGCAGUAAAAGCAAACAGUAUUUUGACAUUCACAGUUAAAAUGUCACGUAGAACAAAAUUUUUUUUUUUUAAUUCUUAUUUUCUCCCAUUUUUAAAAAAUAUUUUUUUCACAUUAAAUUAUGUCCCAUACCUAAAUAUUUGAUGUUAAAUGAAAGCCCUGUUUCCCCUGAAUAAAAUGAUAUAUAAUAAGUGUGGGUGCAUUUAAUAUGAAAGAGGUGAAUUACGGUUGGACAGACAUACAGCGCAAAUGCCAGGUUUUGUUUACGUUUUGUUUUGAUCACAACUUGUACAUUUGGCUGCGGUCUUAAGGGGUUAACACAGUGUCAUAUUGUUUAAUUUCAUGCAGAGAAAUGCUCUUUGGUCUGUUGAUUAAAAUCUAGAUUGUUGUAACAGGUGGCUAUAUUUUUCUGCAAACCCAAGUUUGAAAUGCAGCCUGAAAACAGCCUAAUUAGCAUACAAAUACUAAUUCUAGCUGAAUUUACAUCGCUAUAUUAAAUAUUUGUUAAUUUUAAAAUCCCCAUAAUACACAGCAAAUGAAUGUUUAAUUAUGGGCAUUGUGGGUUUACUGUAGGUGGCCCUAUACUGCCCAACAGAGCAAAUAUCUUUGAGAAAGGAUGAGUCAAUCUGGUCAAAAUUCUGUUCUCUGACUCUGUGUUUUGUAAUGCCAUUUAUCAAGAUUGGGUGGGGGGGAGGGAUUUGUGUUUAUUGACAUACUUUUAUUUUGCAACAGACUAGACAGAGCCUUAGGCUGUGCAUUCCUCUCUUUGUGUUGUAUUUUAUUUCUUCCAUUGUCCUUUUUACAGAAAGAUCUUCUGAAACCCCAGAAAAAGUCAUUCAAGACAGAUUUCGAAGGCUUGGACGUUUUCCAGAAGCCUUCAGCUCUAUUCAUUACAAGGGGACGCGCACCUACAACCCACCCACGGAUUUCUCAGGGUUGCGUCGUGCUGUGGAGCAGCAACUGGAAACCAAUACCACCCGCUCCUCUCGGCAUCCUGGCGUCAUUUACAAAGCUCUAAAGGUAAAGAGAAAAUACAUGCAAAAAAUAUAUUCGACACGCUAUAGUCCCCAAAACCAUUUUUCGCUUAAUGGAGCAGUUUUGGUGUAUAGAUCAUGCUCGUGCAGUCUCACUGCAUUCUCUGCCAUAAGAAGUUUUUAUCUCCUUCUCUGUAAAUCGAACAGCACACCAGGCUAUUAACAGUGCAAUAGAUAAGAAAUUCUAAAUUAAACAGACUUUUCAAAUAAUGAAAGCCUAAGCAUUAAUUGUCUCUUUACAGGAAGUGUUUAUGGAAGGCUGUGCAAGUCACAUGCAGGGAGGUGUGGCUAGGGUUCAUAAACAAAGUGAUUUAACUCCUAAAUGGCAGAGAAUUGAGCAGUGAGUCUGCAGGGGGCAUGUUCUAUACACCAAAACUGCUUCAUUAAAGGACCACUCUAGUGCCAGGAAAACAUACUCGUUUUCCUGGCACUAUAGUGCCCUGAGGGUGCCCCCACCCUCAGGGUCACCCUCCCGCCCGGCUCUGGAAGGGGGAAAGGGGUUAAAACUUACCUUUUUCCAGCGCUGGGCGGGGAGCUCUCCUCCUCCGAUCCUCCUCCUCUCCGCCCAUUCGGCUGAAUGCGCAUGCGCGGCAAGAGCUGCGCGCGCAUUCAGCCGGUCACAUAGGAAAGCAUUAUCAAUGCUUUCCUAUGGACGCUUGCGUGCUCUCACUGUGAUUUUCAGUGAGAAGCACGCAAGCGCCUCUAGCGGCUGUCAAUGAGACAGCCGUAAGAGGCUUUGGGGGAAGGCUUAACCCAUUCAUAAACAUAGCAGUUUCUCUGAAACUGCUAUGUUUAUAAAAGAAUGGGUUAAGCCUAGCUGGACCUGGCACCCAGACCACUUCAUUAAGCUGACUGGUCUGGGUGCCUAGAGUGGUCCUUUAAGCUAAAACUGUUUUGAUGACUAUAUUGUCCCUUUAAUAUAUCUGGCACUGCUAAGCAAUAGGAAAAGAAAGACCUGAAACUCACCGGUAACCUUAAAGGACCACCAUAGGCACUCAGACCACUUCAGCUCAAUGAAGUGGUCUGGGUGCGAGGUUCAUCUAGUGUUAACCCUUCAGCUUUAAACAUAGCAGAACAGAGAAACUGCUAUGUUUACAAUAGGGUUAAUCCAGCCUCUAGUGGCAGUCUCACUGACAGCCGCUAGAGUCGCUUCCGCACUUCUCACUGUGAAAAUCAGUGAGAAGACGCUGACGUCCAUAGGAAAGCAUUGAGAAAUGCUUUCCUAUGGACUGUUUGAAUGCACGCGCGACUCUUGCCGCGCAUGCGCAUUCAAAGCUGACAUCGGGAGAGGGAGGAGAGGGGGGCCAUGAGGGUGGGGGGGACCUAAAGACCCUAUAGUGCCAGGAAAACGAGUUUGUUUUCCUGGCACAAUAGUGGUCCUUUAAAGUUGAAAGCAUUUGUUAGAACCAAUACUUUCACGACCUUUCCAUCACUGUUAUGUGUUGAUCAGAAAAGUACUGUUUUCAUUCUCUUUAAGAUCUACAGAAAAUGUAACUCUUGCACAAAGCAAGGAUAGCUGUAUUUAUCUCUCACGUCACCUGAAGGGCUUAAUAGAUUUUAGGAUUACUUGUGAGUUCAUCACCGUUAAUAUUUCACUGGACUAGUGGGGUAAUACAUGUUGCAACAUUGCUCUGCCCCUUGGCCCUUGUCUUAAAACUCAUUUAGUUAUUUUAGCUGCUCUAUUUUAUAAAGUACCUUUUUUGUAGUGGUAAAGUAGCAAGGAACCUGCAGAGAGAUUUAGCCUUUUGAAUCUGAGUAUCUAGUGUACUUUGUUAAGGUCUGAUCUAUGUGUAAUUACAUAUGGCUCACUCUUAAACAUAGAUUUAAAAAAAAAAAAAUGUUUUUAUUUAUUUUCAGGCUUUGAGUGACCGCUUUAGUGGAGAGAUUCCAGAUGACCAGAUGGCUCAUAGUUGUUUUUUUCCUGAUGAGUAUUUCACCUGCUCUGCUCUCUGCCUCAGCUGUGGGUAUGUGUUUAAUGCUUACUUAGACUUCAUUUGUGGGUAAUAUUUUUCUUACACAAUUUCCUUCUUUCACUAGAUCGAUAACAAAGACUUUGACUUCGAUUUGCUUUUAACUGUUGUGUUUUACUGCAUUUGCUUAUUAGAAAAAUGUAGUCUCCCCAACAUCUUGAACUGCAUUUUGCCAUAUAGAGAAAGGACUGUCUCCCAGUUCAUGAUUGCCAAUUUACAUAUAUGGUUUUAUUUUCAUAAUUCUAUGCUCCUGGGAGGUACAGAACAGUAAAGAACUUAACUGCGUCAUUAUGGCCAAGUGAAAUAACAAGCAAGGUAGUGUAUUAGUCUUCAGUUCAGUAGCAGUCAGGAGCUCCACAAUGGGCAAUAAGCAUCAAACCUAAACCUUCAUAUUGGGGACCUAUACUAUGGUCCACUGAGGUUUAUUUACUAUUAUUAAUGUUUGAAGAUUCACAUAGGACAGCAAUAAUUGAACAAAGCGGGGGGAAAGGGGGAGGAGUAAGAGAGUAAGAACUCGAGAGCAGACGGAAAAUUUCAAUUUAGUUUUAGUCCAUUCCAUUAUUAGUCGUAUUUUAGUCAACUGAAUUGUUUUAGUCGACUAAAUCUUCAGUAGAUUUUAGUUGACCAUACGGAAUGGGGGAACCGACACUAGGUGAUUAGGUAAGGAAAUGCACAGAUUGGGGAAUUUUAAAUUGCAUUUAGCGAAUUUUAGGUAUUGCAGAAAGAGUUGCCAAAAAUCCUUUAGCAGUUAGUGCAUGCCCUUAUGGGAUCAGAUUAUGGUAUCAACCAACAGUGCAGGCCUGAGUUCAACAAACCUCAAUUGUGCCAUUUGGAGAAAUGUAAAGAAACGUGAUUGGAAGGCCUUAAAAUUACGCUGCUGUCUGGAACACUACGAGAAGUGAUGUGUGCAGGCAGAUCAGAAACAGCCACCACUGGACAGACACUCACUCAUCUGUCAUCAAUUCCCAGCUUUCCUCUUAUUACAGGCACACAUCGUGAACCGAGCUGAGAUCACUAACUCUACCUUUUCUUAGUCUAGAAAUGUUGCAUGAUUUUUAUUUGUUUAUUUUUAUGGUGGAUAUAUGUAUAGUUGUGAAUGAUUUAAAAAAAUUUUUUUUUCUAUAUUUCCGUUUAUGUUUUGUCCAGUCUCCACAGUUUCAUUGUAUUCUUUUUGUUCUUUAGAGCAGGAUGCAAGAACAGCAUGAAUCACUCUAAGGAAGGACUUCCUCACGAGACAACGAGCCGUUGCAGGUACUCCCACCAGUAUGACAACCGAGUGUAUACCUGCAAGGUGAGCAACCUUUUAAUGUUGUUGUAAAUUUACAUUCCUGUUUGAUUUAUUCGUUUUUGAGAUACAUCUAGUAGCCUAAAACACCACAUUUAUUACUUUGCUGUGAUCAUUAUUGGGUUUUGUUUAUUUUUAUUGCAAUUUCGUCAGUGACAGUGGCUUAAUACAUUUUACAAUAGCAAAAAAAGUUACACCACGAACACCUAACAUCAGGCUGAAACCUACAUGUCUGAAAUCGUACCCCAAUGUCUGACAUCAACCGAUUGUAUUAUCUUAGAUGUGUAAUUUCAGUGUACAGUACAAUGUAUGUUGGUUUCAUAUAUUUUUUAUGAUAUACUGCCAGCUAAAGGCCUCCAUUUAAUAUUGUUGGAUAAACGUGUUACUAUUCAAAAAUAAAAAUAGUGUUCGAUAAACUUUAGAAAUUAUUUAAUAUUUUAAAAUAUACAUUUUGAAUUUUUUUUUUAUAUUUUUUGAAAUUUUGUAUAUAUAUUUUUUUAGAUUUUUAAUAUUUUGAAAAAACUAACAGGCUUUUAUCCCCCCCAAAUUAAAUCAUUUGAAACGCUUAUACUAACAUUUUUUAAAUGUAUUUAUUUAAAAUUUUCUUUUCUUUUAAUUUUUUUAAUUAUUAUUCCCAAGAAAAGAGCAAGUUUUUAAUCUCCAGUUUAAAAAUCAAUAGGUUAGAUGUGGACUUGGAUAAUAAAUAUAUAUAAUAUUUGGUCAGAAAUUUGUCAAUGAACCCGUGAGGUGGGUACCAUUUUAUGCAAGCUGACCUCCAUAAUGAUCUAUAAACCAAAUGAUGAGUCACAUAAAUAUCCCUAAUACACUUAAUAUUAUGUCAUUAGAUUAUGUGACAUUAAAGCGAAACUGUAAACCAUUGAAUAAAACAUUUGGACUCUCCUAUAAUAUGUGCUAACUCCUCCAUCCAAAGAUGCUUAAUUUUCUUUUAAAUAUUAAAUUUAAUAUUGGAUAAAUUGCAUAAUUAUCCAGUUCAGACAAGGCACAGCCAGGGCAAACCUUGCAAAGGAAAAAGAGAAAUUGAUUUUUUUUUAAUUUGUGUAUGCUGACAGCCAGGUGCAAAAGGUGGGCUUAUAAUGAUUGAGCAAAAAUGGAAGCGCCCAGUUGUAGGAUUGUAUAGUUGCAGUUGUAUUUUUUUUUUUUUUUCCAAGUACAAGGAUACGGUGUAUAUAAAUAUAAUUACUGAGAAGUGUCCAUUUCCUUUAAACUUCUUUCAGGCUUUUCCACAGAUGCAAACUUGUACAGUGGAUUGAUAUGAAGUUGUUUUUAUUUAUUUAUGAUGACGGCAGAGAGAGUUUAUGGUGUCUCUCUAUAGACGAGAGUAUAACUUGUGAUGGGUUCCAUUCUUGUGUGUUCUAAAGCCACUUCUUUUGCAGGCUUGUUAUGAAGGUGGGAAGGAGGUCAAUGUGGUUCCCAAAACAUCUGCUUCCACCGACUCGCCAUGGCUGGGUCUUGCCAAGUAUGCCUGGUCCGGGUGAGCGUUAUUUUUUUUAUUUUUAUUUUUUCACUUUGAUAUCCUUCAACUUUCCUUGUUUAGGAGGGAAAGUACCUGUGUCCAAAUCUUCCUGUACCUCCAUCAUUUCAUUCCCAAUUUUUGAGGAGCUCUAUUAUUUGUCGUUGAGCUCCACAAGAAUAUGAAAUUCUUAAUUAAACAGAAUGUGCAAUAAAGGAAGUGUAAACAUCAGAUGACUCUUUACAGGAACUGUUUAGGAAGGCUGUGUAAGUCACAUGCAGGGUGUGUUGUGCCUAGGGCUUCAUAAACAAAAGGAUUUAACUCCUAAAUGGCAGAGAAUUGAUUAGUGAAACUCCAGAAGGAUGAUCCAAACACCAAAGCUGCUUCAUUAAAGGGACACUCCAGGCACCCACACCACUUCUGCCCAUUGGAGUGGUCUGGGUGCCAACUCCCACUACUCUUAACCCUGCAAGUGUAAUUAUUGCAGUUUUUUAUAAACUGCAAUAAUUACCUUGCAGGGUUAACUCCACCUCUAGUGGUUGUCUACUAGACAGCCAAUAGAGGGCACUUCCUGGUUUCUAGCACUGUGCUAGAGCGUCGCUGGACGUCCUCACGCUGUGUGAGGACCUCCAGCGUCGCUCAUUUCCCCAUAGGAAAGCAUUGAAAUGCAUUUUCAAUGCUUUCCUAUGGGGAGCGCUAAUGUGCAGCAUUGCCGCACAUGCGCAUUAGGUCUCCCCGGCAUGUGGGCGGGAUCAGUCUGCCCACCGGCCGACGCAAUCAGAGGGAGGAGCGGCGUGGAGGAAGAAGCAGUGACGUUGGACAUCAUCGCUGCCUCAGGUAAGUCACUGAAGGGGUUUUCACCCCUUCAGCAGCCGGGGAUUGGGGGGUGUUUUUAAAUGGGCCGUAGAUUCGCAGCACCCCAUCUCUUUCAACACCAAUUAUAGCGACUAAACCGAUAACCACAUUCCCAUCUUACUAGUAUCCUACACAUUGGUUAUUAGCUACAGAAGAUGCAUGUUACAUUUCCUGGCUACUGUAAAAAUAAGGGAACAAAGAACCAUCAUUUAUUGUAACUAAAACGGUAAUUCUAGCUUCCUGCACUAGAAUGAGAUUCUAGACAUGCGCAUUAGGUCUCCCCGGCCGGUGGGCGGGAUCAGUCUGCCCACCGGCCGACGCAAUCAGAGGGAGGAGCGGUGCGGAGGAUAGAAGCAGUGACGUUGGACAUCAUCGCUGCCUCAGGUAAGUCACUGAAGGGGUUUUCACCCCUUCAGCAACCGAGGAUUGGGAGGUGGGAGGCAGAGGGGACCUGCAGUGCCAGGAAAACUGAUUGUUUUCCUGGCACUGGAGUUUCCCUUUAAGCUAAAGUUGUUUUGGUGAUUAUAGUGUCCCUUGAAAUGGUUAUUCAGUAUGUACAGCUGUACAUCCCACUCACAAGUAGCACUCACGAAGUUAACUUUUUCAUAAAUAAUUCAAUGAAAGUUCAUAUGUGCAGAGUAAGCACUCAUUCGGUGUACAACAAGGAUUCUCAAUCCCAAGUUGUACUGAAAAAAACACACCAGCUGAUGGAGCAUAUGUGGUGUAUGUGUUUCUCUCACACAUAUUAUAAAGACAAUAAGCUGGUGUUUCCCAUCUUACUAGUAUCCUACACAUUGGUUAUUAGCUACAGAAGAUGCAUGUUACAUUUCCUGAAAUAAAAACAGUAUCAGCGCUUAGUUAAUAUACCCCUAUUUUUUGUAUAUGGGUCAACAACAAAAAUAUAUUAAAUAAAUUAAAUAAAGAGUCCCAGUUUCAAUCUUCAUGGGGUGUUUUCAAAUGUCCGCAGGGAUUUGAUAGUUGUAACAGUAAUUGGUGUAAAAAGACUUUGUCUUUAUAUGUAUCCAACCUUAAAUCAAAAAGAUACUGACAUAGCGUGAUACAGUUACAAUACUUUAUUUCCCAUACGGUAAUCCCCCCAUAAGAGGAACUCUUACAAUUAAAAGUGGUGAAACUUAUUUCUAAGGUUCACAAUAAAAACGUAGAAAUGCAGAAUAUUGGCUGAUGAAUAUAAAGUUACGUGGAUGUUAUUUCCAGACCGGUCCUGUGCACUCAGAUCGAUCCUCACUGAGAAGCCAACUAGCCAAUCUUACUGCAAUCUCUCCAAAUUCAAAAAUCCCGCCAGAAACACGAUCUACGCGUUUCACUCAUUCAAAUGAGCUUUCUCAAGAUACAGUGCUCUGGGGGAUUAUGAUUACAUAUAUAUCUCUCUAGCAAUUAAAUAAUUAAAAAACAAGAAAUUCAUCUGGUACAUUAAUAUCUUCCAUUUAACUAUGUGUUCUCUGAUCCUCACUAUAUUUUCAGACUCAUAGCAGUGUAUCAUUAUUUCGUUUUGAUUGAUACAAAUAUACACAGUUUCUAAACAUCGUGAAUGGUUAAUCCUAACACACAAUCAGAAUCAACAUAUUCCUCUAUAAUUAGUGGAACAAUUAAGUUCCAGUGUUUCAUGCAUUAAAAAUGAAAAAUAAAGCAUUUUAUAUUUCAUCCUUUUUUUCUCAAUUAAGACAUAGUAAAAACGCUGGUGUUCUAAACAAAAUUCCAAAUAUAGUAAAUAAUAAAACACUCCUAUAAAUAUACAUAAUUGCAGCAUGAAUUAUAAAACUUAAAUUAACUUAUAAACAUCAUGAGUAAUUAGUUCUAUUAGACAAAUUAAACUCAAAUGCAUUCUCUAUAGUUUAUGUAACAGUUAGGUUCCCAUCUUUUAUACAGUUUGGAAAAAUGAUGAACAAUUCAUAUUUCUCUACUUUUUCAUCUAUUCAAACGUGAGAAAUAUCAGUCAUAAAUUAGUCUACCUUAAAUGAAUAAGUAGUUAAAUAUAUCAGGCUCUUUACAUCAGCCGAUCCUUUGUAUCUAACAGAGCAAUUAAGCUCCGAUCUUAGGUGAAAAAAAGACGAUCUAUUUUAUCUACAGUUCCUAUUUCACAUUACCUCUUGUUUCUAAAUGCUUUUAACAGCCAUAGGAGAUAACAGUUAAGAUAAUGCAGUCGUAAAAGAGAAAUGUUUAAAUCCCUUAAAGGCACAGACUUUCUUUCUAUUCAAUUUUAUCAGCCCGUGUAUUCUAAACUUUUUCACCAGGGAUAUCAUACAAAUUCCAGAAUCUAAUGAGAAUAAAUAACCAAAUGUCAAUAAAAACUUUUAGAAUAAAAAGAAAACUUAUAAAAAUAUAUAUAAUAUAUAUAUUAUGAAUCCUGUUAAAAAAUCUCAUUUCCAUUCUCUAUAUCAGGUCAUAAAAUAUGUGCUAUUUCAAAUUCAGCAUUAAGCCCAAAUGGAGUUAGGGUUUUUAAAGUAUAAAUCCAAAAAGUUUCUCUAUAUAUUAAACUUUUCACUAAAUCCCCUCCCCUCCAAGGGACUUUAAUUUUCUGGAUUCCACAAUAAGAUAGGGAUGCUGGGUUGCUGUUGUGGUAUAUCUUAAAAUGUUCUGACAAUGAAUGUUUUUCAAUAUUAUAAUUAUAUUAUUAAUUAUUAUUAUUAUUAUUAUUAUUAUUAUAAUAUUAACAGAAAAUUUGAAAAACAUUCAUUGUCAGAACAUUUUAAGAUAAAUUUAUGUUUUAUUAUUUACUAUAUUUGGAAUUUUGUUUAGAACACCAGCGUUUUUACUAUGUCUUAAUUGAGAAAAAAAAGGAUGAAAUAUAAAAUGCUUUAUUUUUCAUUUUUAAUGCAUGAAACACUGGAACUUAAUUGUUCCACUAAUUAUAGAGGAAUAUGUUGAUUCUGAUUGUGUGUUAGGAUUAACCAUUCACGAUGUUUAGAAACUGUGUAUAUUUGUAUCAAUCAAAACGAAAUAAUGAUACACUGCUAUGAGUCUGAAAAUAUAGUGAGGAUCAGAGAACACAUAGUUAAAUGGAAGAUAUUAAUGUACCAGAUGAAUUUCUUGUUUUUUAAUUAUUUAAUUGCUAGAGAGAUAUAUAUGUAAUCAUAAUCCCCCAGAGCACUGUAUCUUGAGAAAGCUCAUUUGAAUGAGUGAAACGCGUAGAUCGUGUUUCUGGCGGGAUUUUUGAAUUUGGAGAGAUUGCAGUAAGAUUGGCUAGUUGGCUUCUCAGUGAGGAUCGAUCUGAGUGCACAGGACCGGUCUGGAAAUAACAUCCAGCGGUAACUUUAUAUUCAUCAGCCAAUAUUCUGCAUUUCUACGUUUUUAUUGUGAACCUUAGAAAUAAGUUUCACCACUUUUAAUUGUAAGAGUUCCUCUUAUGGGGGGAUUACCGUAUGGGAAAUAAAGUAUUGUAACUGUAUCACGCUAUGUCAGUAUCUUUUUGAUUUAAGGUUGGAUACAUAUAAAGACAAAGUCUUUUUACACCAAUUACUGUUACAACUAUCAAAUCCCUGCGGACAUUUGAAAACACCCCAUGAAGAUUGAAACUGGGACUCUUUAUUUAAUUUAUUUAAUAUAUUUUUGUUGUUGACCCAUAUACAAAAAAUAGGGGUAUAUUAACUAAGCGCUGAUACUGUUUUUAUUUCAAUUUAUGUCACACAUGAUGUUUUAAAACUUGGGAAGGUUUUUAGUGUAUCCGGCAGCUUUGUAUUAACUUUUUCUUGUGGAUAAUCAUAAUUUGAAGCACCUGCUUAGAAAAUCCACUAUUUUAUUGAUAUACAUAUUCUUUUUUUGCGCUCUCUAUAAACCUGUUUUUUUCAUGUUACAUUUCCUGGCUACUGUAAAAAUAAGGGAACAAAGAACCAUCAUUUAUUGUAACUAAAACGGUACUUCUAGCUUCCUGCACUAGAAGUCAUAUGGGAAGCAAUGUAACUUUGGUAAUUCUAAAUAAAAUAUCAUUCCUAUAUAGCUAUAAACUUGCAACCCUACUGUAACAGUUCGACAAUGACUACCAAAUUAAACCAAAACUAACAAAGGUGCAACAAUAUCCCCUAGUGGAAAACAAAAAUAUAGAAAUCUUGUUAAAAACAAAUACACGUGAGUUCUUCUUUAACUCUUUUUAUAUAAUUCAUUGUAUAGAAAUCUUGUUAAAAACAAAUACACGUGAGUUCUUCUUUAACUCUUUUUAUAUAAUUCAUUGUUGCCUAAAAUGUCCUGGAUAGCCAUGCCUGCUGGUCACACUCCAGCCAUACCUCUAACAUGAAAUCUUCAUCUUUGGCCAUAUGAAAUGUGGAGAGGAGUGUACCUUGCUUACACGGUUCUUUUCAUAACCAUUUGGAUUUCCCCUGCCUUCUAGAUACGUGAUUGAAUGUCCUACUUGUGGAGUGGUUUAUCGCAGCAGACAGUACUGGUUUGGGAAUCAGGAUCCUGUGGACACUGUUGUACGUACGGAGAUACAGCACGUUUGGCCUGGAGUAAGUGUUUUGUAUGUCUUACCUAUCAUAAAUUAUCUGUAUAAUAACAGCCAUGAUUUGAUCAUGUCACGUCUCUCCUUAAAUAUUACUUUCAGUGUUCAUGUCAUAAUGUAGACAUUGUGUGGUAUAAUGUAGACCUCACCAUAUCCCCUCAAUAUUAUAAUUCUCAGGCUGAUGAUUUCCUCAAAGACAACAAUAAUGCGGCCCAACGUCUACUAGAUGGUAUGAAUUUCAUGGCACAGUCUGUAACAGAACUGAGCAUUGGACCCACCAAAGCUGUGACAUCUUGGUUGACUGACCAAAUUGCCCCUGCCUACUGGAAGCCAAAUUCUCAAAUACUGGUAAGGUAAAAACUGUGCUUAUGGAUAAAGAUUAAAAAUUGUUGGAAUAUGCUUAUGGCUCUUGUUUUCAACUAUUAUCAGUAGCAGUUUAAAGCAGGACUACCACGUCCUAGGAUUUUUUUUAAAGGGACACUAUAUAAUCUCUAAAACAACUUUAGCUUAUUGAAGCAGUUUUGUGUAUAGCUCAUUUCCCUGCAGGGUCACUGCUCAACUCACUGCCAUUUAGGAGUUAAAUCACUUUAUUUAUGCACCCUAGUCACACCUCCGUGCACGUGACUUGCACAGCCUUCCUUAACACUUCCUGUAAAGAGUCCGCUAAUGUUUAUACUUCCUUCAUUGCAAAUUCUAUUUAAUUUAAAAUGUAUUAUCCCCUGCACUGUUGAUAGCUUGCUAGACCCUACGGAAGCAUUCUGUAUAUAAUUAAAGUUCACUUUAGAGAGCAGGCAGUAAGAACUUUUAAAGUAAGUUAUAUCUAAUUGAAAGUAAAAACAUUUUUUUUUUUUUUUUCAUGCAUGGAGUGUGAGUCGCAGCCAGGGGAGGUGUGGCUAGGGCUGCAUGGACAGAAACAAAAGGGAUUUAACUCCUAAAUUGCAGAGAUUUGAGCAGUGAGACUGCAGGAUCAUGAUAUAUACAGUAAAACUGCUUCCUGAAGCUGAAGUUGUUUUGUUGACUAUAGUGUCCCUUUAAUGCUUAGUGUCCUAUAGACUGUAAGCUCGUUUGAGCAGGGCUCUCUUCAACCGAUCGUUCCUGUAAGUUUUCUUGUAAUUGUCCUAUUUAUAGUUGAAUCUCCCCUCUAAUAAUAUUGUAAAGCGCUACGCAAUCUGUUGGUGCUAAAUAAAUGGCAAUAAUAAUAAUGUUUACUUAUCAUAUAUACAUUUAACAAAUGUGUUUAAACACAUACCUCCACAAUGCAGAUUUUUACAGAUUUUUCCAUUUACUCUUCCUUUGAAGCCAUUUUGAAUGCAUUUAAUUUCAGUUUAAUGUCAAUCACUUUUAUAGGCUCUGCCCUUUUAUGCCAGUGCAGAGGACAAACCCCCCCCCUCCUCCCCCAGCAUUUGAACCUGUCAGUCAGCAUAGAAACCUUCCUUCAUUCUGCUUUAAAUAAGAGUUAAUUAAUGGCCAAAAGGGGAAAUUGUCAGUUAAAUGAACCCUCCACUGUCCAAAGUGGAGCAAAAAUAAAAAACUAUUUAGGAGACAGAUAUACUCCUAACAAAUAAAUGCAUGAUUUGUUUUCAUUGGGAGUAUAUAUUAAAAGUGAUUGAACUUAAUAAGCCUUCCCCUUUUUUUUUCACGGAAAAGACUUUCGGUCUCUUCACAGGGAUAUAACCAUUAAUCAUUGAGAAGCUUUGAAUUCGAACCCAUGUGAAAGUGCAGCGACUUGCACACGUGCGCGCACUGUUACCUCCGGCUCAUGCACAUCUGGUCUAAGAUCUGUAUGGGAGGAGACUGGAAUGUUCAAAUAGAGCAUGCCUGCUACUUCUGUUCGCUUAGGGGAGCUAAUGGAAGGAGGUUGCAUACCUCCAUGGUUGUUUGACAGCCAGUAUAGCGUUCCCUAGUUAAUUUAUAAAAGUGCUGAUUUCUCAUAGAAAUUGUCACUCUUCUAAACUGGGAUUAAACUACAAUACUCCUCACCCAUGAUGCACUUCAGCAAGCUGAAGUGCUUUUGAGUUGUGGAGUGGUUCUCCAAGGAGAAGAAAGUUUUCAGUGGAGUAUCGCUAUAUUUUUAAAAAUUAAUUUUAAAUUAAUUUAUUUUUUUUCUUUACACAUAUCUCUUUGAAUAUGGAAAAAAACAAACAUUAUUACCGGCAGAUUUAUAAAUUUAUCGUUAUUUUUGAUGAAUAAAGAACUAUUCUUGCAGAUAGUGAUUUACUCCAUUUUGUUUUCCGGUAGGUAUGUACGAAGUGCACGGUUCCCUUUAAGGAGAAUGAUACUAAGCACCAUUGCCGGGCCUGUGGGGAGGGAUUCUGUGACGGCUGCUCAUCCAAAAGUCGUCCGGUUCCUGAGAGAGGCUGGGGGCUUUCACCAGUACGUGUGUGUGACAGCUGCUAUGAUCGGAGAGGAAGUCAGAUAGGUGAGAACUGAUUAUUUUUUUUAAAUGUCUUUGGUUUAUAUACUAUUGUAAGAUUGUGACUUGGAAUGUGUGCCAUUGGUGUGUGAUUGCUGUGUUGACAGGCUAACCACCAAUGGCACAGUAUUCAAUAAUGCAUUGCACAAUACUCAUCUGAAUUGGACUUUCUACCCCUACAUUUGUAGACAACCUUUGCCUACAUAAACUAGUACUAGUGUGGCACUUGGUAAAUAUUAUAAUUAAUCUUAUGGAGGAACUAAGUUUUCAUAGCACUUUUUAAAAAAAUGUUUUAAAGGAUGCUGUAGUAUAUGCUAAGCAGAUCGCAGUUACUUAUAAUCAAACAACCAUACUAGUAAUGCUUAUGCGUAGUUGAGACUUCUUGCCUAAUAUUAGGAACAUACUAUUAAACACAGAAUUAGUGUAUUAGGAAAAUAAUUCCACUGAUUACCACCCAAAAUGAAAACCUAAAGCACAGAAAACAUAUCCUAAAACGUUUGUUCCAAGUGAGCCUAGAGGCCAUAAGAAGCAUGGUACCCGGGCCCUCAUGCCAGUAUAGUGCUCAGCCUACGCUUCCUAUCCAGAAGGUUUUUGGUGCACCAGGCACACAGUGUGUUGCUCCAGGCUCUGACACAGUCCAGCACAUGUUCCUUACGGGAUCUGCCCACAGAUUGCCUGCUUCCACGCUCAGCUGUUGCUUCCCGAACAUGUGAACUGUGUCUAGGAUUCGUCCCCUGAUGGAUUGAGAUCCAGGUGAGUGUUGGCUUGUCUCCAGGCCACUUCUCUUUAGUCAAGGCCCUCUCCCCUUCUUUCUCCUCCUCUUCGCUUUCGGUGCUGCUGCAGUGCGGACCAUGACAGGUCCCCACUUAGGAACUCUCACAGCAAGCGCUUGCCAAGGACAAUCUGUCACUGCCGAGGGCCUGGGUUGCCAGUGCUGCUACGGUGGUCAUCUGUUGUGCAGUGCUGCAGAGUUUACAGCCCAACAACACUGUUCGCUGCGUCUCUGAGCUGGGAACAGCUGAGCUCUUCGGUGGGGACCUGGAUAUCCCCCAGCGGUCCAAAGGGGCGUGGGGGAGGAGAACAGGGCCCAGGAACAAACUGAUCAGUGGUAGUUGAAGGGGCGGCCGUCCCCUCUGGCUAAUAUGCAGUUGUAAGCCACUUAGGCUUACAGUAGCAGCUGCAAGGAGUUAGGCCACCCAGAGUUGGUCAGUUCGCAGGGAUAGCUUAUAGAAACGUAAAAAGCUGAUUUGCUGCCGUUAAAUCGGGUUAGAUACCCUUGAAAUUGCUUAGAAUUCAAAUUCUGUCGAAGCCCCAGUUUCAUGCGGCUGCCUCAGUCGGCUGUAAGGUCCCGCCCCCAUGGAGGAACUAAUUUAAGGUAGUACUGCAUUCUUUUAGGACCCUGUGGCUGUCAGUUUAUACUGAACUGGAUCUUUACUUGAAUUGGGGCAAAAUUCGGUUACUGAAAUAGGCUAUAAACUCAAACAAUCUCCUAUAUGCUAUUCCCUCAUUCCAUUUAGUACUCCCUAUAACACAUCUUGUCUAACAAGCAAUCAGGGGAAUCUGCUAUAUUUUUGCAAGUUAGCAUGCGCAAUAGUUUAGAAGACACUCAUAUUUUAGAGGUCAGGUGGGGAAACUAACACCAAGAUUUACCAACAGGAGCUGCCUUGUUUCAUUUCUAUAAAGUCACUGCCAGUGUCUGUCUGUGAAUCCAAUUCUACAACUUAUAGGGGCGCCUUAAGUCUUAUAAUCACUCCAUCUUAUCGUGGUUAUGGGUUGAGGAAGAACCAGGGCACACAAAGCCUUAACAAGAGUGAGCUGUAGUGGUUAUGUUGCCAAGAUUCCUUCUAAAAUAAUAUUUAAAAAAAUAAAUAAAACUUCACAGGGCUUAAACAUGAAUAUUAUACGGUGUAAAAAGUAAAACCCAACUACAAAAACUUUCUUUUUUCUUUAGUUGCUGUGGACUCUGUUGACGAUGAAGAAGGUGGUACGUUAAUUGCCAGGAAGGUUGGAGAGGCCGUUCAGAAUACAUUGGGUGCAGUGGCGACAGCCAUUGACAUUCCUCUCGGUAAGAUCUCCCUGGGUUGACUGGUUAUUAGUCUGUCUAUAAACGUAUUUGUAUCCUAUAUAUUAUGGUGCAGCGGGCUAAAUGGCACUGUAACAAUACCAGUCCUCAUGGCCCACCGACAGUCUAGGUUUUGGAAACUACAUAAAUCCUGAAUUGUUGGUUUGGGACCCAGUGUCAUAGCCUACAAUUACCACAUACAGUGGACCUGAUUUGCAUUAUGACUUUUCUUGCCCUGUUUUCCUCUUGAUUAAUAUUCAUGGCUAUUGACCACUAAAAUAGUGAUAGCUUGGUAUUUCACAAGCCACUUCAUAGAAUGAGACCGUGUUGACAGUGUGUGACAUGGUGCACAGAUAGAUCACCUGGUGUCAAACAUUGACAGCGUGGGAGCGCAGUGCAUCGGGGCGGAUACAUUCAUGGAAUUUAUGGAAAAUACAUAGGUGAAGGUUGGCACAUCAGGUCCUAACAAGAUAGGACCUGUCAUAAUUUCAUAUAAAUGAAAGUAAUUUCUAACGGUAGUCCUGAAAGGGGGGGAAAAAAAUACCCCUCUAAAUAAUUUGCUCUCUUGGCAGGACUUAUGAAAGAUGCUGCAAGACCUGCGUACUGGAUCCCUGACCAUGAAAUAACUCACUGCUACAACUGCAAGAAAGAAUUUAAUAUCAAGCUAUCCAAACACCACUGCCGGGCAUGCGGACAGGGUUUCUGCGACGAAUGUUCAAGUGACAGACGACCAGUCCCAUCCCGGGGCUGGGAUCAUCCUGUGCGUGUCUGCAUUAAUUGCAAUAAAAAACCUGGUGACCUUUAA